Oldenlandia corymbosa var. corymbosa is the source of this 2044-nucleotide messenger RNA. The record is from the annotation of a GenBank genome assembly. Lineage: Eukaryota; Viridiplantae; Streptophyta; Magnoliopsida; Gentianales; Rubiaceae.
AAAAGGCCCAAAUUAACAGCGGUCACUCACCACUCUGCUCACCGGUAAUCCCCGAUUCAAUGUCGGCGUUGGAUUCCUUCUGAUGAUGCUCGCUAUUGCCGGAUGUUAGUGUGUUUCCCCGCUCUUUUCUAUCUAGUCUUUGGUCCGAAUCGAUUUGAUUUUCUUAAAAAAUGUUCGUUGAAUUUUAGGGUUCUGGAUGUGAGGGUUUUUCCUUCUUUUAUCUUUCAGGCAGAAAUUAAAUUUGUGGAUUCAGCUUAGAACAUUGUUUGCAUCAUUGAAUUUCCGUUUGUCUGUCUUGAUAGCUCGGGGGGGUCUGUUUUCAAGUUUAAUUUUUUGUUUUCAGACUGCUGUUGUUGUUAUUGAUUGCUAGAAUGUGCUUCUCCGUUGUUGUUUCCCAGCCGACAUGAACUUCCCUGCCUGAAUCCGUGGGUUUUUUCUUCCCCUUCUUUCCAAACCAGGGUUUUGACUGUCUUGUCUAUCAAGGGGAGGUUUUGAAUUACUUUUGUUUUCCAAACUUUGAUUUGUCCAAUUCACCAUGACAAAAGCUUCCUUUCUUCUUUCCAAGCUCCGCCCAACUCUUAAACUUCCUUCUUUUCUUUCCGCCUGUGGUUCUUCCUCCCGGUUGCACUCUCACUCUGUCUCCAACAAAAUCCCAUCCUGCCAUUUCCCCGGUACUGUUGCUUCUUUUUCGUCUAAUUUCGGGCGAACAAGGAGUUUUUAUUCCACAAGUUUUCUACCCACUCUGGCAAUGGUCCGACAGUCGAAGAUUACAAGGAGCUGCUUUGGAUGGAUCUUAGGUCUCCAACAAUAACCACUGCUGACAGGUUGAAGACAAUUGAGGUGAUGGAGACAAUAUUUGAAGAAUCAGAAUUAGCGGAGGCUUGUCUAUGGAUGGGGAUUAAAAUGAUCGUGGUUAAAGAUCCUAAAAAGGCAUUGUAUUUUGCUACCCGAGCUCUCAAAUAUUCUGAUUCAGGUGAGAACUAAUCCCCUGUUAAGCUUUCUAUGACUUACCGAGUGAUUGGUAGUGCAUAUGAGGGUUUGCAUAGAAUGAAUGAAGGUGUGGAGUACUAUCACAGGGCACUUGAGCUGAUGGAUAGUGUCAAGGAUGAUGAUUCUCAUGAUUUUUGGUUUGGUAUGCAUGUAAUUCGUUGGGGAUUAUAUCAAAUUAAACUAACACUUGAGAGGAGAGUGGAGGCUGUUGGUCAUCUUAGGAAGUCAUUGGAGAAAAGAGAGUCUAAGUUGGCUGAAAAUCCCAGAGAGCUAGCAUUUGUUUAUAUGGAGCUUGCGGAGCAAUAUGUCAGUGUUAAAAAUUUCAAGGAAGCGUUACCAUUUGGUUUGAAGGCCUUGGAUAUGCAUGUAAAAUUGGGUUCAAAUCCACAUAUUGUGGCGCUUGCCCGGACGUGCCUAGGUAUGAUAUAUUCUGGAUUGGGGGAACAUACAAAAGCAUCUGAGCAGCAUGAACUGUCUGAUAAGGUCUUACGUUGGGAUGGUAGUUAUGAUUCCCUCGUCGAGAAAGUUGAUGUAGCCAAAGAGCUAAUUGACGAGGGAAGAUGUGUUGAGCCCAUGGCAGCUUUGCUUGUUCCUGUAAAUAGUGCACAUCUUAUGAACCGUCCUGAAGCCAAAAAUGAUCUUGAGUUGUAGAAGAAAUUUGAGGAAGCUUGCAAGCUAUGGAAUCUGUGUAAGGAAAGAUAGGGGUGCUCAUCUCUUGAUUGCCUUGCCUUUUUAUUGGCAAAUUGCAGCUGCCUUGUUUCAAGUUGAAAAGUAAAUAUUAGUUGCCUUUUGUUUAGGUAGUUCAUUAGAGAUGCUCGGCAGAAAUAUCAAAGUUGUUGAUGUGAAUCCCAUUCCAACUUCCAAGUAGCUUUGUAGCAGAAAUGCAUAACUGGAAGGUCAAUUGUACACUGGUCUGGGUGAAUGGUGAUCUUUGAAUUUGUUCUGGUUGCAGCUUUAUUGUCUUAAUUAUGCUUGUUCUUUUAAACCACCCUUUUCACAGUUAGAUUGUUUCAAUUGUUUUAAUUCAUGAACUAGAUGCUUGGCCCGGGCGCCC